AUGGCAGACGAACUCGAUAGGCUUGCGGAAGAGCUGAAAUGUGUUACUUUCAAAGAUUUGGAAGAUGGUCAAAAAAGUGUUUUCAUUGUUACAGCUAAAACAUAUAUAGAAGAAGGAAAAUUAAACGAAGUAUACAAAGUAUUCAGUAAUAAGGAUUAUGAGGUCUUACUGAAAUCUGUUGGAUGGGAUCUUCUGCCAUGUGUUUGUACUUAUCUCGCGAAUAAAAAUUCAGGAGAUGAAAAUGCAUUACAACUACUGAAUAACAUUGCUGUGCUUCCUGACACAACGAAUAUGAAUGAGAGAGAAAAAAAACUACUGAUGCUAGAAGACGACAGUUUUGACAGAGCUGAGAAAACAUUAACAGCAUUAUUAGACUUCAUAACACCCUUUGUAUUCGAAAUUGGUAAAGCUAUGCAGAAGACACUAACUAAGGAAAACCAAAUAGAGAAUCUGAAAAUGAAAGUUGAAAUUGAAAGAUUGUAA
This is a messenger RNA of Saccoglossus kowalevskii, 483 nucleotides long. RefSeq names its product glomulin-like. The record is from RefSeq and is a predicted model, not a curated record. Gene Ontology annotation, molecular function: ubiquitin-protein transferase inhibitor activity. Gene Ontology annotation, cellular component: cytoplasm. Lineage: Eukaryota; Metazoa; Hemichordata; Enteropneusta; Harrimaniidae.